Molecule: messenger RNA, 1572 nt
Organism: Suillus bovinus
Lineage: Eukaryota; Fungi; Basidiomycota; Agaricomycetes; Boletales; Suillaceae
Exons: 7
Coding region: 27-1214 (395 amino acids)
Source: RefSeq, a predicted model, not a curated record
CGUUACCCUGAGCAAGCACUCAUGAGAUGGACAAAAAACUAACUCUACCUGCCUUUCUCAAAGUCCUCACCAGUAACAAUGUGCCUGUACCCAAGGCAAUGGCAGUAGCCAGCAAAGUGUACAAGGAAUCCAAUACGACUAGUCUCCUAGCGCAACUUACAGAUUUCAAGUUAAAGGCGAGUGGCGUGGAAGACAAGGAAACACGGAAACUCGUGCUAGCUGCGAUUCGCAAAGCGGGGUAUACUUCGCAGCCCUCGGGUCCGAAACCGAAACCAAAAAGUGACAGAUCCAGGAGUUUGGAUGAACAGCCCGUAGCAGGUCCAUCUGAACCGAGGGUCGCGAAUGCAAUGCAGGUAGUGACCACGCCAGUUAAGCGGAAACGAAAAUGGGACGACGACUUGAACGAGCUCCUUCCAGAUGGACCUUCAGACGAAGCUGCUGCGUAUGGCAGCUUGGAGUUCAGUGAGGUAUUAGAUGAGGCGGUUCUCAAGACAAAGUUUACGGUUGUCAAUCGCGCGCCAUUGAUGACAGCCUGGGCGACUGUGGUUGCGGAGCGAUUAGGAUUUGAGCGGGAGGAAGCGCUCAGCAUUGCUUCCGUUUAUACCGAAAUGAAUGCGAUAUCAAAGGGCGUGUCCCUCGGUAUCUUGGACAAAUCACGCAAUAAAGAGAUAGAACCUAUCAAGGAUGGCACACAACCUUAUGUCGACUUACUAGGAAGAAGGAUACCCCUGUAUCGGACACAAGACGAGAAAUGGCGUGCUCUCGACAACACCUUGCCUGCUCUCCCCAGUACAGCGUUUUCGUAUAUAUCUCGUGCAUUUCGACAGACGACUUCGCACGUCAUUGGCGCCCUCCGAUUAUUGGCCGAAAGCUUUCCACCUUCAGAGCUUAAUGACAAAGGUUUCGGAUUGUACGUCGAAUUCAGACCUGAUGUAGACGGGUGGGGUAAGCGUGGUGAGGUGCGCUGCGAAAAAAUUCUGUCACUCCGCAAGAAGGACAGAAGCACUGUCGCUGAGAUUGCUGUGAAAGGUGACAUUGUCAAGCUAGAAGUCAAUCAUGAGUCCAAAGCAGCCGAAGGUCCGGGUGGGAUACAAUCUGCCAUGUCGGAAGGACCGGAACACAAGAACGCACGAACGAUGAUCCUGGAGGAGUACGAAGCUGCAUUGGACCAGGAUAACACAUUUGAUGAUGUAGACCUGAACUUUGAAUUUUAAUUCAGCAGCGAAUCUGAUUCAAAUCGGAUUGCCACGAGGACACGUUACUGUCAUGGAACAUCCGUAGAACACCUCUAUAUUUAGCAAGUCCUUUUUGGUGGUGUCCAAAAAGCGAUGCAUCGUUGGGCGUAGUGCGAUUCGGAUCGGUUUUCAUCACGGUUGCACUACCUUUAGCCCAAUGACCGAGGUGGAGGGCGAUGAUGCGUCUAGGAAGCCACUGUUCCCUAGGCAGAGGACUUUGGACGGCAAACGUUCCGACAACCUCAAUAAUAGAUGCAGUGAGUAUUUUGCUUCUAUGCCCGCAUUCCCGUAUAAUAAACUGUGCUCCCAUGUAGGGGAUCCUUGACCAGCUUGUCGG